AUGCGCUCGGCCUUAUUGUUCGGGCUUGUCGCCCUCACCUUCUCCACCAUUUGCGCCAAAGAAAGGAGAUCGGAGAACAAAUUCCGGCGAUACGGGCCAUUUCCCAUGAAGGAUAAAAGAGGUACAGAUUAUGUUCCGGGUCAUAUAUCGUCCGGCGCACCCUCCGGCCUCUUCCAGCCUAUAAUGGCAUCCAUCGCUGGUACCUCGUUGACACGAGCACUGGGUGGCUACCAGCAUGGCUUCGAUCAGGCCAGCGCAGGUCAUGGUCCAUCCCUCUCGCUGCUGGGAUCCGCAGGCCUCGGGGCAGGUCAUGGACUGAACUCAAUGGGCAUCAGCCUCGGCGGUCACAGCGGACAAGCGAUCUACGCGCUUCCUGCUUCCUCGCUAAUGUCCGCCUCCAAGACAGGCCCUGUCAUGUUCACUUACCAGAACGGCCUAGGAUACGGCGGAUCCAGCUACAUGAAGCCGAUCUACUCGAGUGGUCUCCAAAGCCUGUCGACUUAUGCUUCCGGCUCUCACGGGUCAAGCGCUCCCGUCGAAGCGGCUUCCUACGGAGACCUCUCCACCGCCGGAGUCCACGGCAUCACCCAGCACUCCUCCACAGCUGGUGGUCACGGCUACAACUCGCCGGGAUCGUCGGCGCAAGCGAUCUCAGGAGGACUUGUCUUCCUGGAAAACCCCCACGGCUCUUCGUCCUACAGCCAUCUGACUCCGUCCACCUCCAGUCAGGCAUCCCCCAGCUACCACACGGGCUUGUCCAGUGGAUCGUCAGACAGCUCCAGCUACCAACUGCCCAUUUCCUCUCAGUCGUACCCCGCAGACGUCGGUGCGUACUCCAAGUACCGUCAGCCCCCUAUUUCUUCGUCUGGCAGCUCCUACGCUAUCGCCAACGCAGCGAACUCCUUACCCAGCACCAGCUACGGGAUUCCCAGUAACAGUAUCAUCGCAUCCCAUUCGGGCGCCCAUUCAUCGGCUCCCACCGUCCAUUAUUCACCACCAGUUUCUUACAUGCCAUUCCAUUCGACCUACAAUACUGCUGCCUCAGACGACUCCGGUUCUAGUGUCAAUUACGCUUCGCCAAGCGCCUCGUAUUCGCAAUCCGAGUAUCCUAAUCACUCGCAAGUGUCUUCAUACGGACACUCCGAGCCACAAGGAUCUUACUCACAUAUUAGUCCAGUUCAGAGCAGCCACGCCUCAGUGAAAGGGUAUAAUGAUGAGUACUCAAUUCCCAAAUACGACACCAUAUCCUACUCCAGCCCUAGCGAAAAGUAUUAA
Molecule: messenger RNA, 1275 nt
Organism: Diachasma alloeum
Lineage: Eukaryota; Metazoa; Arthropoda; Insecta; Hymenoptera; Braconidae
Product: probable ATP-dependent RNA helicase ddx17
Exons: 2
Coding region: 1-1275 (424 amino acids)
Source: RefSeq, a predicted model, not a curated record